CGAGAGUGUGGCAAGACAGCGGCUCAUAGUGACAGCAGGGGCAGAGGGAGGCAGAGCGAGCGAGCAAGCAGGGGAAGAGAAAACUGACAGUGGGGGGGAAUGCAGGAAAGACACUGAAGCUGGAGUGCUGGAGGAGAAAACUGGAGAAUGCAGACUGCCUGCCGAGGCUAGAUAGAAACAUUAGGAAGCAACAGUGAGGAAGCAGAGAGAAAGUGUGGAAAUGUGUGAUGUGCUUAAAUCGCCGCGUGGAGCGUGUCUGUGAGAGCGUGUCUGAUUGUCUGUGCCAACAAUACUGCCAGGAAAACGUGCUUGGUGGAUUAUGAGAGAUCAAGAAGAGGACGAUUGUGUGUGUGUGUCAGAGUGUGUGUGUUUAAUGGUGAACAAAAGGGCUAGGUGCAGCUUGUCCGCGAGUGUGCGUGUUUAGAUAGGGAAAACCGAGCAGCUGGAGAGUUGCUUGAGGAACGGGAAAAGAUAGUGCAGACACUUGAGGAUGCCAGGGCAUUCAGGGACAAGCACAGCUCUCCGAUUCUGCACUCUUAAUGUAACUGCUGUCUGAGCACUUCAAACCCAACAAGGGAAAGCAAACAGAGACUGCUGAAGGCAGAAAGCAUGGGUGCACGUGUCUUCUCCAGCCAUCAGCGGAACUAUCUGUAGGCAUCUCUGUUGCUGUUGACUACCUCAAAGAGACGAAACGGAGGGUUUCUUCCGAGGUCUGCGUGAAGGAUCGGUGGGGGUCCAAAAUAGUGUCUAGUGAUCCCUGGAUGUCUUCAGCACCCAGCCAUGGGAGAGUGGACCAUUCUAGAGCGCCUCCUGGAGGCUGCUGUGCAGCAGCACUCUACAAUGAUUGGAAGGAUUCUACUGACAGUUGUGGUGAUAUUCCGUAUCCUGAUUGUGGCCAUUGUAGGAGAAACAGUCUAUGAGGAUGAGCAGACCAUGUUCAUCUGCAACACCCUCCAACCUGGGUGCAACCAGGCCUGCUACGACAAGGCCUUCCCCAUCUCCCACAUCCGAUACUGGGUCUUCCAGAUCAUCCUUGUUUGCACACCCAGUCUGUGCUUCAUCACCUAUUCAGUACACCAGUCGGCCAAACAGCGUGACCGUCGCUACUCCUUCCUCUACCCAAUUAUGGAGAAGGACUACAGUCGUGAGGGUACCCGCAAACUACGCAACAUUAAUGGCAUUUUGGUGCAGCAUUCUGACAGUGGUGGCGGAAAGGACGAACCUGAUUGCUUGGAGGUAAAGGAGAUCCCAAAUGCUCCAAGAGGUCUCCUGCAUAGCAGGAGCUCCAAGGUACGCCGACAAGAGGGCAUCUCUCGCUUUUACAUAAUCCAGGUAGUGUUCCGCAAUGCACUGGAGAUCGGCUUCUUGGCGGGGCAGUACUUUUUAUAUGGCUUCAGUGUUCCCGGCAUCUUCGAGUGUGACCGCUACCCCUGCCUGAAGGAGGUGGAGUGCUACGUAUCACGGCCCACUGAGAAGACGGUCUUUCUAGUGUUCAUGUUUGCUGUAAGUGGAAUCUGCGUCGUACUCAACCUUGCAGAGCUCAACCACCUCGGCUGGAGGAAAAUCAAGGCUGCCAUUCGAGGUGUGCAAGCCCGCAGGAAGUCCAUCUGUGAGAUCCGUAAAAAGGACAUGUCCCACCUGUCACAACCGCCAAACCUGGGCAGGACCCAGUCCAGUGAGUCUGCUUAUGUCUGAUCUCCAUUCAUCCAAAUAUGGCGUCGCAAGGAGUGGAGUGAAGAAUUACAAGGCGCUUAUGGUACUUGUGCAAAUGUUUAUAAUGGCAAAGAGGGAGUGGCUCCACAUAGCCACACCUCUUUUCCACAAGCCACUCCCUCCCUAUUUAUUGCAUAUGACAAUGUUUGAGGAAGUUUGCACUAUGUUAGGCUUCUGGAACAGCACGUGAAGACGAGGCGCGGAGGAGGAAUUUUUGGAAAGUCUCAAACUGUGCGCAAGCGUCGGAAGGGUGAAGAUCGUGAGGUAUGCUGCUGGGAGCACAGAAUGCUAUGGAAACAAAAGAAUCUGGGAUUGUUUUCCCACUUUUCUCACUCUCAAGAUCUUGAGGAAAGAGGAAGGAUGAAUUAGCAGGAGACCGUAGCAUGACUAUAACCUCCCAGUUUUAUCAACCGUUGUCACUGAGAUGGUGCCAGAAGAGGAAUUCUGUUUAGGUUUGCUCUCCUGGCAGUGAAUCGGCCUAAAGCAAACAACGGGUGAGAUAUAAACAUUGUUACAGCAGUGGCACCUUCACUUUGACAUAUGAUUGAACAAACAUUAGCAUCUUUUUUAUAAUCUCUCUCUGGUUGUCGUGCAAGACUAGGAGAUGAUUAUUACCUCUGCGCAAAUUGUGCCCUUCCACAAAGACACCCACUCUUACGUGUUCCAAUCAAGUAUUCCUCCCUCUUGUGGUGCAUGAAUGUGUGUUUAUAUGUUUGUAUGUGACCAAAGUUGAAAGAAUUUAGAGACUGCAGAUUCUUUUUUGUUCAUUUUAUGAUUUUUUUUUUUUUUUGAAAAAGUUGGUGCCAUCAACUUAAAUGACUGUUGUUGUUUUUUUCAGAUUAUUAUUUAAAACAUAUAGUUAAAAGAUUAUUACAAAGUUAGAUUAUUUAUCUUUAUUGGGAAAGGGAGCCAACCCUGCUGAAAGAAUUUCCAUGCUGGUCCAAGGCUGGUUUAUGUUGAUUAUUGCUGGAUUAGCUGGUGGAGCAGCAUAGCCAUGGUCUGUGUCUGAAAUCCAAUACUUCCCUACUAUAUAGUAUGUGAAAAACAGUACGCCAAAAGAGUAGUAUGUCCAAAUACAUAGUAUUGGAAAGACAGUAGGCGGAAAUCCUUGGAUGACCUACUACUUCCCGAGAGAUUCUGAAGUGCGCAUUCAAUGGACACUUUACUAUCCCAUGAGAUCACGGGACAGGAUUUAUGAAUGGCAGUGACACGACACAACUGACGCUGGUAGAUAGUAUGUGAUUUCAGAUGCACCAGUGCUGUUCACAAGAAAAAAAAAUAUGCUAGGUAACCACCCUGACAGCAACAUUAGCCGUGUUUCCAGUGCAAGAAAUUUCCCCAGGAACUAGGGACUUUGGGGUGGUAUUCAUUGUGUUUCGACUGCAGGAACCAGGGUAUAAAUGAAGUUACAGGCAAAAUUUUCCCCCUCAGAAAGUCCCUGCUCACGAGGUUGUACUUUUUCAAAGUACAGGAACUUUCGGGGGGUGGGACUUGGGUAUGCAGCAUUUUGUUUCAGCCACCAUUUUUAAAAGUCUGUUGCGGUGCAUGCAGUAAGAGUUGUUUGCUAUUUGAAUCAACAAUGGCGUUUAAAAAUACAAACGAUGGACCAAUAACGAGGUUCAGGCUUUAUUAAGCAUAUAUUCGGAGGAUGAAAUCCAGCGGAAACUAGAGUGUCGUGCGCAGUUCCACAUCACGGGACUAUCUUCAUGGUACUUUAGUCUGCGAUGGAAAUGCAGACAGCAACAAGUCUGGGGGAAAGAAGUUCCUGGGACAAAUAGUUCUAGGUAAUUUUGGUGGAAAAGUGGCUAUGGUGUCGGCCCAGAUCCGGCCCACAUCUGUUCCUUGUGGAAUCCACACGUACCAGAUGUGGGCUGGAUCUUGGCCAACAUUAUGUUGCUGUCUGGGCAGCAUGGUCAUUCUGGUGAAUGUGAUUAACAAAGGAAAUCUUGCUUGUUAUGAUAAUGUAGAUGCUUGGUGGGGACACCCGUCGAAAGGAUUGAAAAAAAAUAAUGUUUAUGUAUCCAGAUGUUUCUAUCAGAUGAAUUUAUUAUCAAAAAAAAAGCAUAAAGGUAUCUUUCAAAGGCAUGUUUACAAAGCUUUAUCUGUCAAAUGACUUUUGAAAUGAAAAUUGAUGUUCAGUGUGUGUUAUUAGGAAAAAGGAACAAUUUACAGUGUUUUUAUUAGCUUUUUAUUCUUGUCACGUGUUUAUCGGCAUGCCUUUAUUAGUAAGAAAAGAUGAAAAAAUAUGUAUGCAUUGCACUUUGUGGGAUGGGAAGAGUGGAUAAAAGGAGAAACUCACUCUGGGAAGGACAUUAGUGUUGGGAAAGUGAGCCUUUUGAAUUGGUCCAUCCUAUCAAUAACGAGUAUGUGCGUGUAUGUAGCUGUGUGCCUUUGUUUACACAGUGUGGGAUGAAGCAGGGUGUAACGUCUCUAACAAAGACACACAAAUUACAUUGAGUUGUCAUUCAGCCAAUAUUAGCACUAGCUUAGGCCCACUGAAGACAGUACUUGUGCCUACACCGCUCUGACUAACUUCUGCAAGUGCACAUGAAACAACCCAGUGUAGACAGAACACAGUGCAACUAACACGGGCCAGCUCGCUGACAAACCGCAGAGGCAGAAAACACUGACAGAGAAGAUGCAGAGAGAAAGAGAGGAAACUGCAGAGGCCCUUUAAGAGGAACACAAAGUGUCCUGACUUAGGCAUGUCUUAUAGAAAAUUCUUACAAGGAAAUUGUGUUUAUGUUUAGCUGGACAUGAAGUGUAGUUCAGCCACAAUUCUGAUUCAGGCCAGAAGUCAGUGUGAGGAUGGAUAUUGUCGUUCACAUCUAAAUUGAAUGAGAGGUAUAAAAUGGGUCAGGUUUAAGAGGCCUCGCAUUUGUUUUACUGCUAAUGUAAACAAGUCGUAAAUGAUCCGUAAAACCUCAGAAGCAAAUGCAGACUUUUCUGUACAACCCCGUCGUCUCCAAGACGAGAACCAGGAUUUCUCUGCUUACAUUUACGCCCAGGGUCCAAAAUUAACUCUUAUCAAGCUGCAAAUGCAAUUGGAAAGUACAUAAAUGAAGCUGCUUGCCAGUUUAUUAGGGACUGCAACAGACUGCAAUAAUCUGAACCUUGAUGAAGUGAUGAUGCAAUUUAAAGACAUACAAACUGUUUAAAAAAACAAUUGCAAAUACAGUUCCAUGGCCAUUAACCAAUAUUUAGAACUGGUACAUUUUCACCCGCCAUUUGCCAGCAUGAUUCAAAAGUUAAUUUUGGCUGCUGUGUAUCAAAAGUCAUUUAUUAAACAGUAUUUUUGUAACGUACAACUAAAUCUAACAGGAAUUUAGCGAGGCUUGGAAUAAAUGCCAAUGCAAUAUAAAAAGAUGUAUUCUAACACCGUGUCCUAAGCAGACGCGAUGCGAUAAGACUCCAGAGACAAACAAUUUGUCUGUUCAGACCAGACACGAUGUGACUAUGAGAUGCCAUAACAUCAAUCAAAAAUCACAGCCAAUCAGAAGAGUGCAUGGGCGGGCUCUCUCGGCAAGCUCCGGGCACUCGAAAUAGAUAAGUACAUAACCAAAUUCAUGAAUAUUACACCAGCCGUCGCGGCUAGUUAGGACAAAAACUCCAAUUGACAUUAAAAAUAUACCUUUUAUUUUGUCGCGUUCCUGUUAGGACACGGUGUCAGAAGUCUGCUUAUCUUAAUUGCAUUUAGUUCAUGGGUAAAUUAAUCUUGUUUAAGGAGACUUAGAUGAAAAACAAGACAAAAAUACUUUUUAAGAAAAUUAUUUUUGCAGUGCAUCUCUCUAGGAAGAAACUCAAUUUUAGUUCAACUUAACCAGAACAAAAAAUAAUACUGUGCUAUGGCUGAAUGAACUUGAAUCUCAAGUUCGUUUGGUUUAACGUGUAAAUUAUAAGGGACUAUAGCCAUUAUUGUGUAGGGGUAAAAAGGAAAUGUAUCCCUACGCUGUUGGGACCAAUCCUAUAUCUCUUAUCUCAGACUGUACCUUCUCCCAACAAUUCCAGUUCUUUUAUUAUUAUCUACAAAAAUAGUAACUCUACCAAAAUCAUAACCUCUGUAACUAUGCAGCGUUAAAGGGCAACUUUUACAGGCGUAUUAUUUUCAAGUGCAGUUCAGAGAUUAUGAAGAUUCCCCAAGUGAGAACUUCUUCAUGUGCUUGCAUUAAUCCACUCUUCUCCUCAAUCUAUUUUUUAUAAAUCCUAUAUCCAAGUUUAAAAACUAGACAAAUUUUGUUUUCUCUUUUUAUUUAUUCCAGCUUGUGAAUUAUGUUUAUGUGUGUUACUCUUUUAUACCGUGCUGUGAUAUGAGGGUUAACAGGGAUACCGCAGGGGGUAUUUAAAGACCAGAAUUAGGAUAUGAAGUAAAAAUGUGGCUUUACUUGCCAAAGUUAUAUGCAACUUCAUAACUAAUUGGGUUCCAGUGAAUGGGUUAUUUGCUGUAAAGCAUGUAUGACUGAUAUGGAAAGCAUGUUUUUGUUCUUCUUUUCCCUCUCUCUUUUUUUUUUUUUUUUAUGAAAACAGAAAAGCAGGGAUGAGUAAACGGCAUGGUUAGAUUAGUAAACAGAGUAAAGUAGCAAAUUCUUGAGGCUUUAAUGGGCCAAAACUGAAUCAAAAGACUAUAGCAGGUUUUUAAACUAUACAGACUGCAAUCUUGUUACAAACGUAUGCAACACUUGAUUUUCAGCACAAACUUUUGACAUGAGGGAAGUAUUUUUAUGGUUAUGCAUCCUGUAGUCACUGCCAGAUGAUUUUGUAAAUAACUGUUUUCACCUAAAAAAAGUGUUUUUGAGACGUAAUUGAUGUGUAAGUAACCAGCCUGCUGUUUAAUUGACAAUACGAUGUUAAUCUACUGCCACUGGCAAAGAUAUAUUAACUGCUGACAUUUCGGUCAUAAAGUAAUUAACACACAAAAAACAUAUUGGAGGAAUGUGGCAUGUGGGGGAAAAAUGUCUCAGGUGUCAAAUUUUUUAAAAUGACCUUUUCAAAAGACAUUCUUUCUACAAUUAUUGUUUAGUGUACAAUAUCUUUCCAAAAGCCAGUUGAAGGUUUGCCCAUGUUUUAUAGAGUUUUAAAACAAAAACUAUUGAUAAAUUGUGAAUUAUCUGAUAUCAGUGAAUCGUUUACCAACAUGUUUUCAGGAUGUAUACAGUACAUUACAGAAAAAUCUGAAUAAUGCUCAAACAUCAGUCUAGUCUCUCCUGGCAGUGCCAAAAGAUUUUUACAGCAAUCAUUCUACCCAGAUGGUCACAGUGAUUUUGCUAUAAGAUAUAGACAUAUUUAUUUUGUUUGUAAAGACAUCUGUUGUUGAUACUGGAACAACAUUCCUGUUCGAAAAUUUAGUCUUAACCCUAUCCCUACCCCUAAACGGUGAACGUGAUUUCACCAUCGUUCAACAUCGUUGUCCUGAAACAACAUUGAAAUCAACGGGAAUGAAUUUCACUCUGUUGUAUUCAUUCAUUAUCUAUUGGUCCUGAUGAAUUUAGCGCGUUAACGCAUGCAAUUACAUUUUUCAGUUUAAUCGCGUUAAAAAUGUUAGUGCAAUUAACCAACCCGAUCUCAUGGCAAUUCCUAUGACCUCACUCAUACGGAUUUGUACGUUUUUUUGCUAAAUCGUACAUAUUUUACAAGUUGCCAAACUCGUAUGAAUUCGUACAAAUUACCUACUGCUAACCCCGCCCCUAAACCUACCCGUCACUGGGGUUUAGACAAAACGUACAAAUUCGUAUGAAUUAGCCACCUCGUAAAAUGCGUACGAAUUGGUCGUGAGAUAGCGUUGCAAUUAACGCAGCAUUUGUUUUUUCCAUAAUAAUUUGGCUAGCGUUACAAUAUAUGAUCAUGCUCUUUUUCAUGCAAAUGCAUUUAAACCUUUCAAGCGGCCACAAUACAAACAGGAACGUGCUGUCUGUGAAUGCCGUGUCAUGUGACACACACACACGACUCGCGUACGCAGAAAGACGCGCACCAGUUUGGAGUUCUCUUUCAUGCUUGAACAAACAACAAAGCACAGAAUUAUGACAAAAUGCCCGUUUUGUCGAGUAUCUUCAUAAGAGCAGUCUUAAAUGAGUUAAAUAACGUCUUAAAUGAACUUAAAGAGUUGUGAGAAAAUGAGAUGCACGUCAGAUCCGCGUCAUGUUCGGCUGCAGCAGCUCUUAAAGUGACAGCAGCCUAAUAAACCAGCUGCUGUGAUGUCUGUCAUUAUAAUGUUAAUCAAAGGACAAAGGGAACAGAGAAACUUGUAGAUUUAAUAAGGUUUAAUUUAUAAUUUGUGCAGUGAAGACUGUAAAGUGUUUGAUAACUUUAUUCAAUAUCUGUAUAUUUCAUACCUGUUAGACAGGAAGGCCAUGGUUAAAUAUGACAUUUAUUAUAAUAGCUAAAUGUGAAGAUUGUUUUAAGGUCACUUGACUUAAAAGUUCAUUUUUAAAGACUAAUAAACAUUAAAAUGAAUUGCUUUCAGUUAUACUGUAGUGUUGAAUAUUUAUAAUUAUAAUAUAUUAUAAUUAUUAUGUAUUAUAAAAUAGAUUUAAAAUAGUUUUAAUUAUAAAAAUAUUAUUAUAAUUUCAUAGAAACAUCAGUAGCAGUAUUAGUAUC
This is a messenger RNA of Megalobrama amblycephala (Wuchang bream), 8304 nucleotides long. It is a transcript of the gene gjd1b, whose product is annotated as gap junction delta-2 protein. The record is from RefSeq and is a predicted model, not a curated record. NCBI's taxonomy places the organism in Eukaryota, Metazoa, Chordata, Actinopteri, Cypriniformes, Xenocyprididae. Gene Ontology annotation, cellular component: connexin complex. Gene Ontology annotation, biological process: cell communication. The transcript is spliced from 2 exons. The coding region runs from base 781 to 1695 and encodes 304 amino acids.